AAUAAAAUUCCGGAUUGCAAAACACAUGUUAAGUACAAAGCUGAUCUUCAGACAUUAUAAAUAGCGUAAGUUAAUUGUUCUUUAACAUCAGCAAUUACAUACUUCUCUAUCUGAUUAAUCUUCUGCAUACACACUUUCUUCUACAUUACUUUCAGCAAUAUCCAACAUGAGUAACUCCCAGAAUGCAAGCUUCAACGCCGGUGAGGCCAAGGCCCAGGCUGAGGAAAAGACCAACCAGAUGUCAGCGAUGGCCGGAGAAACGAGCAACCAGAUGUCAGAAAAGACCAGCCAAACGUCAGAAAAGGCUGGAGAAAAGACCAGCCAGGUAUCAGACAUGGCCAGUGAAAAGUCUAGCCAGGCUUCACACAUCGCCAGUGAAAAGACCAGCCAAGCCGGUGGCAUGCUCCAGUCUGCUAAGGAAUCAGUCCAAGAGGCUGGUUCACAAAUGAAGGCCAAGGCAGAGGGUUCUGCUGAAGCUCUCAAGAACGCCACUGGCAUGAACAAUUGAGCUCAGCUACUCCAUUAGCUUCCGGCCUUUCGCCACCGAAUAAUAGCUUUUUUGUUUUUAUGAAUUAAGGAUCCAUUAUUGUAA
This is a messenger RNA of Chenopodium quinoa (quinoa), 592 nucleotides long. Its product is annotated as late embryogenesis abundant protein 2-like. The record is from RefSeq and is a predicted model, not a curated record. Lineage: Eukaryota; Viridiplantae; Streptophyta; Magnoliopsida; Caryophyllales; Amaranthaceae. The coding region runs from base 167 to 508 and encodes 113 amino acids. The transcript is spliced from 3 exons.